AUGGAGUUUGACCUAUGGACUAUCGUGGAGGAAGGGUACACAGAGCCAACCAUCACCACAGAAGGUAUUACUACUGAAAAACCUAAGUCUAAGUGGAGUACUGAUGAGAAGAAUAAGUACACUUUAAAUUCUAGAGCUAUGAAUGCUUUAUUUUGCGGGCUUAGUCCGGAAGAAUAUAAUAAAGUAUCUGUUUGUAAAACUGCAAAAGAAAUUUGGGAUACAUUAGAGGUCACUAAUGAAGGAACUAGUCAGAAACUCCCAACUGUGGAGAUAGUGAGAAAGAUUCUACGGGCACUAGCAACAAAGAAGUGGAGGUCCAAAGUUACUGCAAUCGAAGAGGCAAAGAAUCUCAAGACUCUCUUGGUUGAGCAAUUAAUUGGAUCGCUCAUUACUCAUGAAAUGGCCAAGAAGGCUAAAGAAAAGGAAGAAAAUGAACAGCUGGUAGACGAAUUACAAGAUGAAUGCUUUGAAGGCUCUGGUGAAAAAAGUAUUUUGAGCGAGAAUGUCAAGAAGAAUAUUGCAAUUGCUCCUCAGAACAUAGAUAAACUUCAGCAGAUCACUAAACAAUCUCGAAAGUUCUGUUCUGAGGCCAUUACUUUCAUUCAUACCUUGUUGAUGACAGCAAUGUACAGAAAACCUGGAAGAAUUCAGGAUUCUCAGUCGCAUCAUUUUAUGGAAAUUAAAACACCCAGCCCUCUGCUUUAUAUACAUACCUGUGUGAAAAAGAUCAGUCCUCUGGAUUUCUUCAAGUUAAUGGACAUGCCUGGGGAUUCCCAUUUCUUUAGCUCUGAUAAUUUCAGGACAAAAGAACACAUGCCUUAUGCUCUAGGAGAUAACAUCAGAUAUGUUUUCCAACUUAUAGAGAAGAAAGUCCAAGAACAUCACAUGCUGCAUCGCCUGCUGCAGAUGCAAAAGCAAAAGCCAGUGCCUAUUAAAUUACUCAAUCCAAAGUUUGAGGAGACCUUUGUAAAGGGCAGAGAUUAUGACCCAAAUUGUGCACGAGCUGAGAUGAAAAAGUUAAAGUAGCCUGUAAGACUAGAAUCAGGUUGUGCGCUUAUGAUCUGGUAUCAGGUUGUGCCCUUCUUUCUUCUCGGCUGCUAGCAUCUUCUGGAUGUAUUUGUUUGUGUUGGCCUGUAUUUUGUCUGUUGGCACUCUUGUUACUGCUCUGGCCUUUUCCACGCAUAAUGCUGUGAGGAGUAGGUUUUGGAAAGUCUAUUUUGUUGUACUAUAUUCAUAUGCUGCUGUGUCCUGUUAAGCUCGGGCUGUUGGUUGCUAUUUGAGAGCUUCUGUUUCCAUGUUGUAUUUGUAUUUUGUAUUUUAUUUGUUGGAGACCAUGCUGGACUCUUCAAGCUUUCAUGCUCUUAUUAUCAUUUUGCCUAGCCAAGGGGGGAUGUCCCUUGGAUUUCCAUUAUACUGUUUUGGUUGCUAGCUCUGAACCUAUCCAUAAUGAGCACUAUUCUAGUUGGAAAGGAAGGCUGCCCCGGUCCUGCUGCUACAAUUGGAUGCCGCCCAGAUUAUGCUGUAACAAUUGGGUACUGCCCAGGUUGAGGGCUGGAGAGCUUUUACAGGUCCUGCUGCUACAAUCGUAUUACUUGGAUUUGCCAUUUCUAUGGCCGGCUGGAGAGCUUUUUGAUGCUUUGGAGUGGAGUCCAUCCUCCUCACAGCCCUAUGUUAUCUUGUGUUAAUUUAUAUUGUCUUACUGUGUCGUAUAUUUUCCUUUCCUUUUGGAAGAUGGAUUGAAAACGUGUCUCAUUUACCUUAUGUAGCCAUUUGGUUUAGGCAAAUUUUCUGUUAUUUUCUUUUU
Molecule: messenger RNA, 1804 nt
Organism: Rhododendron vialii
Lineage: Eukaryota; Viridiplantae; Streptophyta; Magnoliopsida; Ericales; Ericaceae
Exons: 8
Coding region: 1-1026 (341 amino acids)
Biological process (GO): maturation of SSU-rRNA
Cellular component (GO): nucleolus; Noc4p-Nop14p complex; small-subunit processome
Source: RefSeq, a predicted model, not a curated record